This is a messenger RNA of Triticum dicoccoides, 1921 nucleotides long. RefSeq names its product glycerol-3-phosphate dehydrogenase [NAD(+)]-like. The coding region runs from base 463 to 1620 and encodes 385 amino acids. The transcript is spliced from 11 exons. Gene Ontology annotation, cellular component: cytosol. Gene Ontology annotation, biological process: glycerol-3-phosphate catabolic process; carbohydrate metabolic process. Gene Ontology annotation, molecular function: NAD binding; protein homodimerization activity; glycerol-3-phosphate dehydrogenase [NAD(P)+] activity. Lineage: Eukaryota; Viridiplantae; Streptophyta; Magnoliopsida; Poales; Poaceae. The record is from RefSeq and is a predicted model, not a curated record.
UUCUGCCUUGGGCCAGAACACACGUGCGCCAGGCUCCCCCUCCGAUACCACCGAGGCGAGGAGGAGGAGGAGGAGGAGAGAGCGACCACGGCUUGCCACCACCAGAUCGACCGACGAAUCCUCUUCCUCCUCCUCCGCGCCCUCGCCUCCUGUCGCCACCGCAAGCAAGGCAAGGCAAGGCAAUGCCGGCGGCGGCGGCCUCGUUGUCGCGGGCGGCAAACCGCGGGUAGAUAGGCGCCAAAUCUUGGGGAUGCCCGCCCGCCCCCUCCUAACAUUCUUCACCGUUUCUUCUUUAUAAAAAUUCUCUCUUGGCUUUUGUGCUCCGCCCCCUCUCCAUAUAUUCGCUGCCGAUUGCGGGGUCUGCUCUCGGUCUGUCCUCCCUGUUCUCGCUGUUGCCCUUCUUGUUUGUUCUUGGUGCCCGGUGCUGCUGGAUUGGUCCGCGUUCCGUGCCGGCCGCCGGAGAUGGAGAACGGGCAUGCGGGCAAGCACCGGGUGGCCGUCAUCGGCAGCGGCAACUGGGGCAGCGUCGCCUCCCGCCUCCUCGCCUCCAACACCGCCAAGCUGCCCUCCUUCCACGAUGAAGUGAGGAUGUGGGUGUUUGAAGAAACAUUGCCAACAGGCGAGAAGCUAUCCGAGUCCAUUAACCAAGCACACGAGAACUGCAAGUACUUACCUGGUAUUAAGCUUGGAACCAAUGUUAUUGCUGACCCCGACUUAGAGAGUGCAGUCAAAGACGCCGAUAUGCUGGUUUUUGUGACUCCCCAUCAAUUUGUGGAGGGUAUAUGUAAGAAGCUUGUGGGCAAACUAAGACCAGGAGUUGAGGCUAUAUCCCUCAUCAAGGGCAUGGAGGUCAAGAUGGAAGGACCAUGCAUGAUAUCAAAACUAAUUACCGAUACACUUGGAAUCAACUGUUGUGUCCUCAUGGGCGCUAACAUUGCAAAUGAGGCAAGUGUUUAUUCAACUUUCCAUGCGAAAUUCCUUAUAGCCUUCAGCGGCACAGAAAAAGUAAGUGGGUGUGUAUCUCAUAUGCAGAUCGCUGUUGAGAAGUUCAGUGAAGCAACAAUUGGAUAUAGGGAAGAUAAAGAAGCAGCAAACCGAUGGGCUAAACUUUUCACCACUCCUUACUUCCUAGUUGCUAUUGUGGAAGAUAUUGAGGGAGUUGAACUAUGUGGGACACUGAAAAAUGUUGUGGCGAUUGCUGCAGGUCUUGUUGAUGGCUUGGAUAUGGGAAACAACACCAAGGCUGCGAUAAUGCGGAUUGGUUUGCGGGAAAUGCGUGCUUUCUCUAAACUUCUGUUCCCUUCAGUCAGAGACAACACUUUCUUUGAGAGCUGUGGUGUGGCUGACCUUAUAACUACAUGCCUUGGUGGGAGAAACAGGAGAGUGGCAGAAGCCUUUGCAAGAAAUGGCGGCAAAAGGUCUUUUGAUGAGCUAGAGGCAGAAAUGUUGCAUGGGCAAAAACUGCAGGGGGUAUCCACUGCAAGAGAAGUCUAUGAAGUAUUGACUUAUCAUGGAUGGCAGGAACUGUUUCCGCUUUUAUCCACUGUACAUGAGAUCUGUAUCGGACAACUACCUCCUACAUCAAUAGUUGAAUACAGGCUCGCUGAAGGUCAAUCUUGAAGAUGCCAUCAAGAACAAUUUGGGCUUUGUAAAGUUUUCGAAGACCAAGCAUUCCAUUACCUUCCAAUUCCUGGCAAAGCAAGGCCCAGGAAGUUGUAGAUGCUAGAUGCUAGCUCAUUUUGUUUAUUCAUUUGUGGCAUCAUGUGUCACAUCUUACAUAUGUGCUGGCUUCAGCAAGACCAAGCAAGGUGUCAUCACCUGUUUGUAACAGUUUAUAAACUCUAUGGAGGCUGUUAAAUGUUUUUUAGGAGGUAACAUUUGCAUCAGCAGCCAUGACUGGGAAUCUUUGCCUGCAUGAUAA